ACAGACCGGGAGGGACGCACGCACGCACGCACGCGGGCUCUCUGACUGACUGCUUUCUGUUUUCUGUUCUGGAGCUGAACGUGUUUUUGUUUCAAGAUGAAAAAAAGUGACGCUGCGAAGCCGCGCACGCGAGUUAACGGACGAACCGACACCUGAGAUCUGAGGCAAGCAGCGCCUUCUUCCAGGCUGACCUGGAUCCUAGAGACCUGAUCCAUGUCUGAGCUGCAGGUCUGAACAUUGGCGUUCUCCAAUGACCUGCCAGUCCUCAGAGUCCUCUGAAACUGCUGAGAGUGCCAGACAAUCAGACAGCCGGUCCGGGACUGUGGAGUCGGACAAGUGGUGCAUCGCCUCCGCCAUGAGAGAACUGAAGAACACAGGUUGGUACUGGGGCAGUCUGACAGCUAACGAAGCCAAAGAGAUCCUGCAGGACGCUCCGGAGGGAACCUUCCUCUUACGGAACAGCUCGCAGCGGGAUUACCUGUUCACCAUCUCCACCAUGACCUCUGCAGGACCCACCAACCUCCGCAUCGAAUACAAAGACGGAAAGUUCAAGCUGGACUCGGUGGUGCUGAUCAAGCCCAAACUGAAGCAGUUUGACAGCGUGGUUCACCUGGUGGAGCACUACGUUCAGCUGUCUCGGACCAAUGACAAAGCGACAUCUACCUCACAAGCCUCAGCGAUGCCCAGUGGGACGGUCCAACUGCGACUAACCAAACCGGUCUACAUUGCAACACCUUCACUGCAGCACCUGUGUCGUAUCGCCAUCAACAGGACAACCAGGCAGGUGCAGGACCUCCCACUGCCCAACAGACUGAAGGACUACCUGGAGGACUACACCUACAAUGUGUAGCCCCAUGCUGGUUUCUGGGACCCUGAAGCCAGAAUCUCAGGUUGGCAGCCUGCCUCGGUCAGAAAGCCAGUCUGGAUUCUGUGGCUGACUGGACUUCCUGAUCACAGAAGGUUUAAACUGUUUGCAGAACAUCAGAUGCUUUUGCAGGAACUUGACUUUUUGUAAAUCAGAGAACGCUUCAAAGACCUUGAAUUCACAAAAUCUCAUCACAAGGAAGUUUGAAUGAAAUCUGCAGUUUUAUUUAUGGGCGAGGUCGCCGUAAACACAUCAGCGGCACAACUGUCUCAGACCUUUAUUCGCUUCACGUGCAUCAGCGCCACUCGCCACUAUUGCUCAUAGCAGGUUAUUUUAAGUUCAAAUUUUAUUAUUAAUUUUAAUUAAUAUUAAAGAAAAAAACAUGAACUUGCCAGGACUCAAAAUAAAUACUUUUGGUUUUUGAAAUCAACUUAUGUUUCUCCGAAUAAACUUCAAUUUUAUUUUAUUUUUUAUUUUUUUAAGACCGGGGUGGGCGGGGCUUGUGACAUGGCUGCUGGUCAUUCGAGGUAAACAGGAAGCUAUUUAUCUGACAGCUGUUCUUGUCUGUAAUUUUGUUUUUUAUUUUUCUUUUUGUACAGAGACAGCUGAGUCAAAAUGUAAAUAAUGAGGACAAUGUGACAUAAUAUUUAUUAAAAGUGGUUUUAUGGUACAUUAUUCUUCGGGAGCACAGACCAGAUGUUCUUACAGAUGUGUGACUGUUUAAAUUAGUUCCACUUAUGACAGAAAUAAAGUGUUUUUAUGGCGCUU
Molecule: messenger RNA, 1633 nt
Organism: Thalassophryne amazonica
Lineage: Eukaryota; Metazoa; Chordata; Actinopteri; Batrachoidiformes; Batrachoididae
Gene: socs2
Product: suppressor of cytokine signaling 2
Exons: 3
Coding region: 251-850 (199 amino acids)
Biological process (GO): phosphatidylinositol phosphate biosynthetic process; intracellular signal transduction
Cellular component (GO): phosphatidylinositol 3-kinase complex
Molecular function (GO): 1-phosphatidylinositol-3-kinase regulator activity
Source: RefSeq, a predicted model, not a curated record